Molecule: messenger RNA, 692 nt
Organism: Laccaria bicolor S238N-H82
Lineage: Eukaryota; Fungi; Basidiomycota; Agaricomycetes; Agaricales; Hydnangiaceae
Exons: 4
Coding region: 195-587 (130 amino acids)
Source: RefSeq, a predicted model, not a curated record
CUCCUUCUCUCCUUAAUAACUGGCAUGCCAGCGCCUGUUGAGCGCGUUCUGCACAAGGUCCUUUCGUGUAAUUGUUUGGCUUGACAAAAGGCGAUAGGUAUGCGACACUCCGGCGUCAAAGAGCGCUGGCUGUGCUUCCGGUUUAAAACCCUCUCUUCAACCUCUCCUCUCAAAACUGCUCAAGCAUCUCUCUCAUGGAAUUUUCAUACUCAUCGCGGCAAACUGGACUGCUUCAUCGCAAUAGGCAGCACCCUAACCGCUUGCAAGCCAAAUUCGCGAGGAUGAGAAAUGCAGCCAGCGGCGACGGGUCUGUCUCUCCGUUCAUCACUGUCUGUUUCGUAAAUGGAGACGACCCCACCGCUAAUGGUUUACCACCUCUGCGAUCAGUCGCCGAUAUCGAUAAUCUUUCGGAAGCAGACGCCAUGGCCUAUCUUACAGGUUAUGGUUUCAAUGACGUCCCAGAUGAUGUAGUUACAAGACGCGGUCUUAUCAAGAUUGCCAUUGGCUCUUUUGAAGCGCUCGAAAGGUUGCAGAUCCCUCGUACGUUGGUACGCGAAACGCCGCGUCAUCUGCUUCACGAAGUGUGAUUGGUACCAUUCGACUAAGACUACCAAUGAGGAUGAACUAUUUCACUUUCUAUGUCGUUGCAAGAUAUACCAUGAGUUCCCACACAAAUGACAUUUAUGAUUGCA